AAAAUCUUACUGCAAACCCAACACAGAUUAUUACAUAAAAGUCCUCGAGGAGAAUACCUCAAAGUCCCCAAAUCGAAGAAUCUGAAGCUACCCAGUAAAGUACCCACAAAACACGGAGGAAGAUCAUGGAGAUGGAGACAGAAACGGCAGCACCAUCAGGAGAAGAACUAGUAGCAGCACUAGAGCAGGCAACCCUAAUGGCGAAACAACUUUCGACCACCACAGAUCCUCAUCAAAUCCUGCAAAUAUACACCACUCUCCACUCUGCCCACCGCCACCUCUCUCUUUUCCUCUCCGGCCACCACCCCUAUCCAUCGGCCUUACAAUCGCAACCGGAAAACUCAGUACCCUCCGCCCUGGGUGGUGGCCGUGUCGACAACGGUGACACUGGUGGUGAACCCAUGCAAAUGGGCGAUGAAGAUGCUGAACAGGGUUCCAAGGCUUCCACCAGUGCUGCUGCUAUCGAUAAGGUUGAGGAGAGGAUGAGGGAGUGUCUUAUUCAGAACAAGAGGCCCAAGAGGCAACUUUCGCCUUCAGCAGAGCAGCGCCAGAGCAACGACAAUGGUAAUGUGUUAGGUGGCACUGUGGCGGCGGAUCUUGAUCCUCAUUCGACCAAGUUGAGGUCUCUUGAUCUUAUUUAUCAGUUUCAUGGCUAAAAUUUCACGGGAAAUGCUGUGUACACCUUGUGGUCGUGGUGUAUAUGCAUUCAUUAAACGAGGGGUUCAUGAAUAUUUUAUUGAGUGUGGCCCCUUCAUGUGGGGUGUAAUGCUACGUGUACAUUAUUGUUUACGCGUAGCAUUUUCCAAAUUUCAUACUGGAAAUAACAUAAGGAAAGAUUUACAGCAAAAUGUUGUAAACUAUAACUUUAAACUAUUGUGUUAUACGCAUACUAUUGUAAUAUACUCGAUUGCAGUAACUUUCUUGGGGAUU
Molecule: messenger RNA, 930 nt
Organism: Olea europaea var. sylvestris
Lineage: Eukaryota; Viridiplantae; Streptophyta; Magnoliopsida; Lamiales; Oleaceae
Exons: 1
Coding region: 126-656 (176 amino acids)
Source: RefSeq, a predicted model, not a curated record